AUGGUUAAACACGUGAAUAAGCAUAUUAAUGAGGAUACUGGAUUACCUGCACAAAUAGUAUUAUUAUUGGACACUCUGAAGCAGCAGUGUUCGGAUAGAUUCCAAAAUAUUGAAUCCAACCCUCUGUACGCGGAAGCAACAAUUUUGGACCCGCGCUUCAAAGGUUUCGCGUUUCAUUCACAAGAAAUAUUUAAUAUAGCUGUAACGACCUUAAGACAAUGGAUGUAUUGUACCUGGAAGCUUAAAGAAUUGAAAGACGAUCUAAAAAAACGAGGAGCGAAGAUAACUGGAAAGAAAGCAGAUCUUGUUGAGAGGUCAGAAUCAUAUGUCUUAUGUUUGUAUAAUCAACAAAGCCCUCUAGCUUCUCAAAGUCAAGCAAUUGAUGUGCCUGCUGUUGAACUUUACCAGGACGUUAAUAGCUCCACGAUAUUGCCAAAGAUUACCAAAAAACAUAUUCAAAGUUAUUUUGAUAGAUUCAAUAGAAAUAUCAGUGAUGCUGUAAAGUUGUAUGAAUCGAGAUACCUUCUUAUUUUACGAUCAACAACAUUUGCCCAAGAAACAUACUUGAAAGGUAGGUUUUCACCAGUUAAUAAAGGUUGA
Molecule: messenger RNA, 600 nt
Organism: Parnassius apollo (apollo)
Lineage: Eukaryota; Metazoa; Arthropoda; Insecta; Lepidoptera; Papilionidae
Source: the annotation of a GenBank genome assembly